Molecule: messenger RNA, 2596 nt
Organism: Dama dama (fallow deer)
Lineage: Eukaryota; Metazoa; Chordata; Mammalia; Artiodactyla; Cervidae
Gene: POMGNT2
Product: protein O-linked mannose N-acetylglucosaminyltransferase 2 (beta 1,4-)
Exons: 2
Coding region: 388-2130 (580 amino acids)
Biological process (GO): protein O-linked glycosylation via mannose
Cellular component (GO): endoplasmic reticulum
Molecular function (GO): protein O-acetylglucosaminyltransferase activity; protein binding
Source: RefSeq, a predicted model, not a curated record
AAGAGGUCGGGCCUCGGGCUGAGGCGGCGGAACCGGCGAGCCUGCGCACGUGCACAGCUGACGCGAGGGGCUCGCCAGCUGGGCAGGCGCACGUAGGGCACCUGCGAGCCGGGCGGCGGUGACGGACCAGACGGCGCUCAGGAGCUUGCGCUCCCUUCCUGGGCCUCCCCGGCUCCGAGCAGGCGUCUGGAGCAGCGGCGGGCACGGGUUCGGCCAAAGCCAGCUCCGCGGAGGGCCGGCCUGGAAGCUUCAGCCCCGUGGAGCCCGAGGCUGUAGGGUGCAGGCCUCUGCCGGUCCUCCGGGAGCCCGCAGGGAUGGGUAAAGCCGGCCAGGCUCGAGCUGCUUCCCCGGGGCCGUCGUCUCUCUAAGGCCCCAGGCGGCGCUAGGAUGCACCUGUCUGCCGUGCUCAACGCCCUGCUGGUGUCGGUGCUGGCGGCCGUGCUCUGGAAACACGUGCGGCUGCGUGAGCAUGCGGCCUCCCUGGAGGAGGAGCUGGCCGUCGGGCGCCGGGCCGCUGACCCUGCCCCCGCGCUGCGGAUCGACUACCCCAAGGCGCUGCAGAUCCUGACCGAGGGCGGCACGCACAUGGUGUGCACCGGCCGCACGCACACCGACCGCCUCUGCCGCUUCAAGUGGCUCUGCUACUCCAGCGAGGCGGAGGAGUUCAUCUUCUUCCACGGCAACGCCUCCGUGAUGCUGCCCAGCCUGGGCUCGCGGCGCUUCCAGCCGGCCCUGCUCGACCUGUCCACCGUGGAGGACCACAACACGCAGUACUUCAACUUCGUGGAGCUGCCGGCCGCCGCCCUGCGCUUCAUGCCCAAGCCCGUGUUUGUGCCCGACGUGGCCCUCAUCGCCAACCGCUUCAACCCCGACAACCUGAUGCACGUCUUCCACGACGACCUGCUGCCCCUCUUCUACACCCUUCGGCAGUUCCCCGGCCUGGCCCGCGAGGCCCGGCUCUUCUUCAUGGAGGGCUGGGGAGAGGGUGCCCACUUCGACCUCUACAAGCUGCUCAGCCCUAAGCAGCCCCUCCUGCGGGCGCAGCUGAAGGCCCUGGGCAGGCUGCUCUGCUUCUCCCAUGCCUUUGUGGGCCUCUCCAAGGUCACCACCUGGUACCAGUAUGGCUUCGUCCAGCCCCAGGGCCCGAAGGCCAACAUCCUGGUCUCCGGCAACGAGAUCCGACAGUUCGCGCGGUUCCUGAUGGAAAAGCUGAACGUGAGCCAGGCGGGGAGCCCCCUGGGCGAGGAGUACAUCCUGGUGUUCAGCCGCACCCAGAACAGACUCAUCCUGAAUGAGGCAGAGCUGCUGCUGGCCCUGGCCCAGGAGUUCCAGAUGAAGACAGUGACGGUGUCCCUGGAAGACCACGCCUUUGCAGACGUGGUGCGGCUGGUCAGCAACGCCUCCAUGCUGGUCAGCAUGCACGGGGCCCAGCUGGUCACGGCCCUGUUCCUGCCCCGCGGGGCAGCCGUCGUGGAGCUCUUCCCCUAUGCUGUCAACCCUGACCACUACACCCCUUAUAAGACACUGGCCACGCUGCCCGGCAUGGACCUCCAGUACAUAGCCUGGCAGAACACGAUGCCAGAGAACACGGUCACGCAUCCCGAGCGGCCCUGGGACCAGGGGGGCAUCGCCCACCUAGACAGGGCCGAGCAGGCCCGGAUCCUGCAAAGCCGGGAGGUCCCCCGGCACCUCUGUUGCCGGAACCCCGAGUGGCUCUUCCGAAUCUACCAGGACACCAAGGUGGACAUCCCAUCGCUCAUCCAAACCAUACGGCGCGUGGUGAAGGGCCAUCCGGGGCCAAGGAAGCAGAAGUGGACAGUCAGCCUAUACCCUGGCAAGGUGCGGGAGGCCCGGUGCCAGGCGUCUGUGCAGGGCGCCUCCGAGGCCCGCCUGUCCGUCUCCUGGCAGAUCCCGUGGAACCUCAAGUACCUGAAGGUGAGGGAGGUGAAGUACGAGGUGUGGCUUCAGGAGCAGGGGGAGAACACCUACGUGCCUUACAUGCUGGCCUUGCAGAACCACACCUUCACGGAGAACAUCAAGCCCUUCACUACCUACCUGGUGUGGAUCCGCUGCAUCUUCAACAAGACCCUGCUGGGACCCUUUGCAGAUGUGCUGGUAUGCAGCACGUAGUGAGCAGCCUGGUCAGGCCUCCUAGGGUGGGGGCUCCUCUGUCUUGGAGACCCUGGGCCUGCCAGCCCCCCCGGGUGGCUUUUGGGAAUUAUUUAUUUAUUGAGCAGACCUCUGUCUCUGGGUCAUCUCACUGCAUCUGAGGUGAUGGGGUUCUCAGAGCGCCUCUUUGCAUAAGUGCGAUGGGGCCUCCCCACCCUCUUCUCUCAUCCUGAUCAUCCGUAUCCUGGAGAAGGUCUGAGUGGGGAGGAGAAAGAGGAGAGUAAGGAUCCCAAAGAACCUCUUUGGCUGAGUGAUCAUCCUGUUCCCCAUGAGGUCUUUCUGGUUUGUGUCGGGUUUCUGGAAAUUGCUGCUAAGUCUGUGGCUGUUUGGGUGGGUGUGGAUGUACAUCAGCUUCCAUCGUCAUGAAACUCAUCUGUAGCCCCACCAAGGGUAUGUUUGGAACAUUCAUUAAAUGAUUAUAAAUAUC